GCUCACCACAGCUUCCUGCCACAGGCAGGCAGGCGCUGAGGAGAGGCGGGCACGGAGCGAGGGGCAGGUAGGGCUGGGGCACAGGGUCUGUGUAGGGGUGGCUGGUGCCCCAGACGCCAGCCCAGGCCCUGGCCUGACCACCCUGGGGUCCAGGGUCUUCCAGAACCAGCGCUGACGCCCGCUCAGCCCAGCGAGGGGAGGGGAUCCAGAGGAACCCCCGCCUCCACCAGGCUCCCAGCAGGCUGCCAGUACCCUUCCAGGCCUGGCCCUUGCCCUGCUGCUUCUCUGUGUGGAGGGGUGUGCAGCGAGCAGCUGGGCCUGGUCCAAGCAGAUGGAGGUGGUCAGCCCGGCUGUCUACGUGCUGGGGCCCCUGCUGCUGCCUCUCUUGGCCGUGUUGCUGAUGGCUCUGUGCGUGCGUUGCCGGGAGCUGCCAGACGCUGAGAGCCCCAUACUCCAUCACCCUCUGCCCUCGUCACCCUCUUUUCCUGCCUCACGGGCCCUCUCUUCCCCAGGCUCAUACGACACUGCCGUCUCCGAUAGUUUGACCCCAAGUAGCAUCAUGAUCAAACUGCCUCCCACACUCGUCCCACGGCCAUCCACCACUCCCUACCCGCUCCCGAGCCAGCCAGACCUGCUCCCCAUCCCAAGGUCCCCGCAGCCCCUCGGAGGCUCCCACCGUAUGACGUCGUCCCGGCAGGACUCAGAUAGUGCCAACAGCGUGGCCAGCUACGAGAACGAGGGUGUGACUGGGACCCCUGUGGCCCCGGCUGGGAGGCGGCUGAGACCCGUCCUGGGCUCCGCUGACCCUGUAUGGUCACCCCCAGAGGCAGCCUGUGAGGAUGCAGACGAAGAUGACUAUGAAGAAGACUAUAACAACGAGGGCUACUUGGUGGUGCUUCCUGACAGGGACCCGGCCACCAGCACUGGCAAUGCCGUCUCACCGGCUCCUGCGUCCAGCAAACCCGGCCUCCGAGACAGCGCCUUCUCCAUGGAGUCAGGGGAAGAUUACGUGAAUGUUCCUGAGAGUGAGGAGAGUGCCGACGCAUCUCUGAAUGGGAGUCGGGAAUAUGUGAACGUGUCCCAGGAGCUGCAGCCCGGAGCGAAAACCAAGUCUGACACCCAGAAUUCCCAGGAGGUGGAGGACGAGGAAGCUCCAGAUUACGAGAAUUUAUAGCUGAACUGAGGGCCUGCGUGCAGCCGUGCCUGUUCUGGAACCAGCCUCGCCUGGGAGUGCUGAGCUGGGCGGCUGGCGGUGGCUCUGUGGGGCCCCACUUGGCAACCUGCCCCGGCUGUGGCCUGACAAAAGCCUGAGAAUUUUCCCCCUAACUUAUUGUCACUUUGGGGUCCAGUCUCUGUGGCCCCCGAACUCUGCACCUUCUGACGCAGCCUGAGAGUGAACCACCCCGGCCCCAGCCCUACUCUGUCAGAGAAUAAAGGCUGGUGCGGUCUGCAGUACUCUUGGCUUUGGCUGGCCAGUGGGUCGGAGUCAGGGUGAGGGUGGGCUGUGUCUGAAGGCUUGUGUGGUUGUGUGAAUGCAUGUGUGUUUCUGGAUCUCCAUUCUCACAGGCCCUUCGUGCUCCCAAGGGUCCCGACCAGGUGUGUGUGAGUGACUGCAUGAAGCCUGGGAUUCGUUGCUUUCUGAGUGAGGCUGUUUCUGACCCCGGCUGGCACUCCUGGGGCUCGGACAUGUCUGCCCACGAGAUAGUCCUUGGAAGUGGCAGGCAACGACUGUGAUGAUGGGAGAAGGGGGUAUGGGGAAGCACUGGGUGGGCAAGACCUUCCCCACUGGCUCCCAGUUUCUCCAUCUUUAAAACAAAGGAGUUGACUCACUGACCUCAGAGGACCUUCUUAAUUCUUAAUUUUUGUGGUUCUUAAUAAAACAGAACUUUAAAAAAUUGUCUAAGCAACUGAAAGUGUUAACGGGCAGCACAGUCUUCUUCAGGCUUGGAUAUACAAAUGACUCCGGGGGUUUUGCUAAAAUGCAGAUUCAGAUUCAGUCAAUCUGGGAUGGAGCCUGGAUGGACUCUGCAUUCCUAAGGAGCUCCCAAGUGGUGGUUCUACAACUGCUGUUCUGAGACCCUGUUCCAAGUCGCAGGGUCUGGUGGAUACCCUGGUUGUUGUGACUGGCUUCCCUGCGCAAGCGUGUGACAACCUGGUCAGAAUGAGGCCCAGCACUGGAUGUGGGCGAGAAGCAUCAGGAAGGAGAAGCUUUCUUGUUCAUGGCAGUCGUGGAGCAGGGAGAACGUGGCCCUGGAGCCCCCCCACCUGGAGAGUCUCCCGAGAACGAAGCCAGCGUGGAGGGGAGAGACGGCCUGGAGAUGGGCAGGGCUGGCUUCCUGGUGGUGUCAGAAUGCUUGGACCCAGUCCAAGCUGAAGAUAGACAUCCCCUCCGACUGCCAGUUACUUGGGCCAAUAAAUGACCAGUUUCCUUCAA
Bubalus bubalis (water buffalo) is the source of this 2434-nucleotide messenger RNA. RefSeq names its product linker for activation of T cells (gene LAT). NCBI's taxonomy places the organism in Eukaryota, Metazoa, Chordata, Mammalia, Artiodactyla, Bovidae. The record is from RefSeq and is a predicted model, not a curated record. The coding region runs from base 332 to 1174 and encodes 280 amino acids. Gene Ontology annotation, biological process: signal transduction. Gene Ontology annotation, cellular component: membrane. The transcript has 11 exons.